Messenger RNA from Fraxinus pennsylvanica, 3006 nucleotides. The record is from the annotation of a GenBank genome assembly. Lineage: Eukaryota; Viridiplantae; Streptophyta; Magnoliopsida; Lamiales; Oleaceae.
AUGAAUGAGUCUCCCUCACACAUGAAAAGGAAACAACCGGCAGAGAAUUCGGAGGGCAAGGAAGAAGUUCCCGCUCAAGAAUCCUCGUCGAAGAAGCGUACUUUAUCACGGACAUGUGUGCAUGAGGUAGCAGUUCCGAGUGUGCAUGAGGAAGCAGUUCCGAGGAGGUAUUCUGCAAAUAAUGAUGAAUCAGUUCAUGGGACACUCUCAGAUCCCAUCUUUAAUGGGGAAAGGGCAAAAACCUACCCAUUCAAGCUCGAUCCAUUUCAAGAAGUUUCUGUAGCAUGUUUGGAAAGAAACGAGUCGGUUUUGGUUUCGGCACACACUUCAGCUGGCAAAACUGCAGUGGCUGAAUAUGCGAUUGCCAUGGCCUUUAGGGAUAAGCAGAGGGUUUUGUAUACUUCUCCAUUAAAAGCUUUGAGCAAUCAGAAGUACAGAGAGUUGAGCCAGGAGUUUUCUGAUGUAGGGUUGAUGACAGGUGAUGUAACAAUUUCGCCCAACGCAAGUUGUUUGGUGUUGACAACUGAAAUUCUUAGGGGAAUGCUUUAUAGUGGUUCUGAGGUGUUGAAGGAAGUUGCUUGGGUCAUAUUUGAUGAGAUACAUUACAUGAAAGAUCGUGAAAGAGGUGUUGUUUGGGAAGAAAGUAUCAUUUUCUUGCCCCCAGCUAUUAAGAUGGUUUUCCUUUCAGCAACAAUGUCCAAUGCUACAGAAUUUGCAGAAUGGAUAUGUAAUAUACACAAACAGCCAUGUCACGUGGUUUAUACAGAUUUCCGGCCGACACCCCUGCAACAUUAUGUUUUUCCCGUUGGAGGCUCUGGUCUGUAUCUUGUUGUUGAUGAGAAUGAACAGUUCAGGGAGGAUAAUUUUUUGAAACUUCAGGACACUUUCAUUAAGCAAAAUCUGGCAGAUGGCAACAAGAGUGGAAAUGGCAGAGCGAGAAUUGUGACAGGUGGGACCGCUUCUGGUGGUUCUCAAAUAUACAAAAUCGUUAAGAUGAUUAUGGAGCGUAAAUUCCAACCGGUGAUAAUAUUUAGUUUUAGUAGAAGAGAGUGUGAAGAACACGCCAUGUCAAUGUCUAAACUUGAUUUUAAUACCCAAGAGGAGAAGGAAGUUGUGGAUCAAGUGUUCAAAAAUGCAAUCCUUUGCUUAAAUGAGGAGGAUAGAUGCUUACCUGCUAUUGAACAAAUGUUGCCAUUGCUUCAGAGAGGCAUUGCUGUUCACCAUUCUGGCUUGCUUCCUAUUGUCAAAGAACUUGUGGAACUUCUGUUUCAAGAAGGGCUGGUUAAAGCUCUAUUUGCCACAGAAACGUUUGCCAUGGGGUUGAACAUGCCUGCAAAAACUGUGGUUUUCACAAGUUUGAAAAAAUGGGAUGGUGAUAGUCAUCGAUGUAUUGGAUCUGGCGAGUAUAUCCAGAUGAGUGGUAGAGCUGGACGCCGUGGUAAAGAUGAGCGGGGUAUUUGUAUUAUAAUGAUUGAUGAAAAGAUGGAAAUGAAUACCCUUAAGGACAUGGUCCUGGGUAAACCAGCACCGUUGGUCAGUACUUUCAGGCUAAGCUACUACUCAAUCCUGAACUUAUUGAGCCGUGCUGAGGGACAAUUUACUGCGGAGCAUGUUAUCAAAAAUUCCUUUCACCAGUUUCAGUAUGAGAAGGCAUUACCUGACAUUGGGAAAAAGGUCUCCAAGCUGGAAGAGGAGGCUGCAGUGCUUGAUUCUUCUGGAGAGGCUGAGGUUACUGAAUAUCAUAAGCUACAGCUUGAGAUAGCCCAAGUUGAAAAGAAAAUGAUGGCAGAAAUGAUGCGGCCUGAAAGAGUUCUCUAUUUCCUUCAACCUGGUAGGCUGGUUAAAAUAAGGGAAGGUGGCACAGAUUGGGGUUGGGGAGUUGUAGUCCAUGUGGUGAAAAAGCCCUCGGCUGCAUUGGGCUCUUUGCCUGCUGCAAUUGCUUCUUCCCGUGGUAGUAGUUAUAUUGUGGACACUUUGCUUCACUGCUCUUUUGGCUUGAGUGAUAAUGGUUCUCAACCCAAACAAUGUCCUCCUCGUCCUGGAGAAAAGGGGGAAAUGCAUGUGGUUCCUGUUCAGUUGCCUCUUAUUUCUGCACUCAGCAAGCUCAGGAUUGCUGUUCCUUCUGAUUUACGUCCAACGGAAGCUAGACAGUGUGUUCUGCUUGCUGUACAGGAGCUUGAAAAACGUUUUCAGCAGGGCUUUCCGAAGCUUAAUCCUAUGAAGGACAUGGGAAUUGAAGAACCAGAAGUUGUUAAGCUCGUUAACCAGAUUGAGGAACUUGAACAUAAAUUAUUUUCUCAUCCAUUGCAUAAGUCUCAAGAUGAACAUCAGAUUAGAAGUUUCCACAGAAAAUCAGAAGUGAUUCAUGAAAUUCAACAGCUAAAGUCGAAAAUGCGUGAUUCACAGCUUCAAAAAUUUCGCGUUGAACUUAGGAACCGCUCACGGGUACUGAAAAAGCUGGGGCACAUUGAUGCUGAUGGUGUUGUUCAGUUGAAAGGGCGAGCAGCCUGUUUGAUAGAUACAGGAGAUGAGCUCCUUGUUACUGAAUUGAUGUUCAAUGGUACCUUCAAUGAUCUUGAUCAGCAUCAAGUCGCUGCUCUGACAAGUUGCUUCAUUCCAGGAGACAAAUCAGGGAAAAUAGAUGUAACAGCAGUACUUGUUAAACCACUGCAACAGCUUCAAGACAGCGCUAGAAGAAUAGCAGAGAUACAACGUGAAUGUGGACUUGAAGUAAAUGUGGAGGAAUAUGUGGAGGCAGCAGUCAGACCAUACUUGAUGAAUGUGAUCCACAUGUGGUCAGAGGGAAAAUCUUUUAAAGAUGUUACAGAAGAGACAGACAUCCUUGAAGGUAGCAUUAUACGACUAGUUAGAAGGCUUGAUGAAUUUUUAAACCAGUUGAAAGCUGCUGCUCAUGUGGUCGGGGAAGCUGAUUUAGAGAACAAAUUUGCAGCAGCUAGUGGAAGCCUUCGCCGAGGGAUAAUGUUUGCAAAUUCACUGUAUCUCUGA